AUGUCGACGUUUGACGAAGACGAGGCUCUUUUCGAAGACAUCUACGACGAGGAUACCAAAACGGAGACAAAGCCCUCUGAUGCUGCGCCAAAGCUGGAAGAGGCUAAUCCACCCCCUCCACAAGCAGCUCCUCCAGCAGCAGAGCCUCCCGCUCCAGAACCUGUGAAUACAGAACAACCUUCUCAAACCGCAGAAAGCAGUCAACCAGCUGCUGUUCCACCCAGUGAACAGCCAGCCAUCAAUGCACCACAGACUGACAACUAUGCUGCUGGUCAAUACGGGUCAGGUCAGCCUCAACCGCAACAACCUCAGCAACCAGAGCCCAGCAGAAUGCCGCCCUCCAACUUGGGCAGAGAUAGCGGCAAAAUGUUUAUUGGAGGCCUUAAUUGGGAUACAACAGAGGACGGCUUGGUGAGCUACUUCUCCAAGUACGGUGAAAUUGCAGAUUAUACUAUCAUGAAGGACCCUAAUACUGGAAGAUCGCGUGGGUUUGGCUUUUUGACAUUCAGAGAUCCACGGGCGGUGGAUGAGGUCAUUAGGAAAGACCACAUUUUGGACGGCAAAUUGAUUGAUCCGAAGAGAGCUAUUGCCAGGGAGGAGCAGGACAAGGUCGGAAAAAUUUUUGUGGGUGGUAUUGACCCCCUUGUGAACGAAAAAGAUUUUAACGAUUUCUUCUCUCAGUUCGGUCGCAUUAUCGAUGCACAGCUUAUGAUUGAUAAGGACACGGGUAGAUCCGAGGAUUUGGAUUCAUCACAUUCGACACUCCUGAUGCAGUAG
Molecule: messenger RNA, 777 nt
Organism: Candidozyma duobushaemuli
Lineage: Eukaryota; Fungi; Ascomycota; Pichiomycetes; Serinales; Metschnikowiaceae
Exons: 3
Coding region: 1-777 (258 amino acids)
Biological process (GO): regulation of gene expression
Cellular component (GO): nucleoplasm
Molecular function (GO): RNA binding
Source: RefSeq, a predicted model, not a curated record